Molecule: messenger RNA, 6968 nt
Organism: Lymnaea stagnalis (great pond snail)
Lineage: Eukaryota; Metazoa; Mollusca; Gastropoda; Lymnaeidae
Source: the annotation of a GenBank genome assembly
CAGCAUUGGAGCGUGAAUUCUGCAUUAGAUUUCUGAAGGACAAGCUCAUGACCUUGGAGAAAAAUGAAAGUACAAAAAUUAUCAUUGGCAAAUGCGGUCUUGAAUUCAAGUGUGCUUCCCCCGAGAGACUGCAACACACCCGUACAAAAGUUGAACAUCUUCUAAAAGAAUUCUAUUGCCUAGAAGAUCAUCUUCAUUAUCCUGGUCUGCGUGCUUAUGUGAGAUCCAAAGAAGGCAGACAAUUUAUUGAUCACUUAUCAAAUAUAAAUCAAUGUGUCACUGAGCUCCCAGACAUAAAAUCACAAGGAAAGAGAUUUGAUUACAAAAGUAUUAUUAUUGGAACAGCACAAACAGAUCAUCUUAAAAUACAUUUGGUUCAAGGAGAUCAUACAGAUUUUAAUGUUCCUCUGAAAGUAGAGUUCUGCCCCAUUAAUGGAAGCGCUGGUAAGUUAUGACAAGGUUUCAUCAUUUUUAUUUUAAACAAUGAUUUGAUUCUUCUUUAAUAAAUUGUUUGAAAAUGAUCUGCAUAGUGUGAAAAAAUUUAAUUUGCAUGUCACAAAUGGUUACCCUUUUUAGGGUCAUAUAUAAAUGAGUAGCUAUGCAAAAGUAUAGUCGCUAAUCACACAACACGAUUUCUUGUUUGCAGAGAAAAUGUGCUCAGUGACAUCUGAACCCUCCAGUCACAAGAUUAUUUCUCUCCCUCCGUGGAAGCGGAGUCCAUCAGCCAAAAAAGAUAACCUCACUUUGAUGAGGAAAAGUUUACAAGAAUCACUUUGUCUGGUACUGAAACUAGCAUCUCAAAGUAACUGUACACAGUUGUUUUUUUCCACUUCCAAAAUGUGCAAGACAGAGUUUCCAUUUCCAGUUGACUGUUUAGCCAAAUCUCUGAUCAAUGAACUAAUAAACACAUUUCAGCCAUCAAUCGCACAAAAUGGCUUAAGAGCAGACGUAUUUAUUUGUGAGAUGAAAUCUGAAGCAGUGUUUAAAGCUUUUACAUUUUAUCUCAAAGAAAGUAACAUGCCUUUAAAAUAUCCUGAUCAGGACACGUGGGAUGGCAUUUCACUUCCAAGUAAGACACUAUUUAUACCGGUACUCUUUUUUUUUCCUUAAACAAUCUUAUCUUAACUUUUUCAAAUAUUUUCUAGUUUCUAUUUUAACUUUUUCAAAUAUUUUCUAGUUUCUAUUUAACUUAUUCAAAUAUUUUCUAGUUUCUAUUUUAACUUUUUCAAAUAUUUUCCAGUUUCUAUUUUAACUUUUUCAAAUAUUUUCUAGUUUCUAUUUUAACUUUUUCAAAUAUUUUCUAAUUUCCGAUUUUAGUGGUGUAUUUUCUCUCAUUGUUAAAAUAGUUUGUAUAAAUAAAAAGAAGUUGAGAUGUAUAAAGUAUUAAAAAUAAGGACAACGGCCAACUUGGUUUGUAUUUUUCAGAAUAAGACAAACUUUGAUAUUUGAAACUGUCCAGUUUAGGCAGAGAUGUGUAAGAUUAAGCGUAUUUUUGAAGUGAUUUCACGUUGAAUGAGUUUUUUUCUUUGUUUUGUGUUUAAAAUGUUUCACCCUUCUUGUGUACACCAAUGAUUUGUCUUUGUGUAAUUAAUUACCUGAAUGGAUUUUUUUUUUUUUUUUUUUUUUUUUUUUUUUUGUGUUUAAAAUGUUUCACCCUUCUUGUGUACACCAAUGAUUUGUCUUUGUGUAAUUAAUUACCUGAAUGGAUUUUUUUUCUUUUUUUUUUUUUUUUUAGAAAUAAUGAGCAAUAGUAAUAAAUCAUUUUUAGCAAUCAUUGAACUGAUGGCUAAUAAUCCUGACAUUUGGGUAAGUGUAAGUAUCCAAGAUGGUUUAAAUUUUUUUUUUUUUUUUUUUUUUUUUUUUUUUUUUUAAUUUCCUGAAAGGAUUUUUUUUUUUUUUUUUUUUUUUUUCAGAACUAAUGAGCAAUAGUAAUAAAUCAUUUGUAGCAAUCAUUGAACUGAUGGCUAAUAAUCCUGACAUUUGGGUAAGUAGUAGUAUCACAGAUGGUUUAAAUAUCUUAUUUUAUUUUUUCUUAAUUACAAAAAUGAUAGCAAUCCUAACAAAAUAGUUGUAAGCUCUAGGGCCUUUUGUAGAGUGAAGUGGUCCUGGUCACUGGCUUUAAUUGAGGUCCGGCCCCCCCCCCCCCCCAUCACACACCCCAUUUUUUUAAUGGGGGCCGCCCCCCCCCCCCCCCAAAAAACCCCAACUUUUUUUUCUUACAAUGUACUGUUACAAUACUGUGACUUCACCUUUGGGAGUUACAUUUGCUCCAAUUUUUCUGGAGGCUAAUUCACUUUAUCAAAUAAAAAUUGAAAAGGGCAAAGUGCUUCUUUAUAUUUGAAUUUAAAAUCAUUUUAAUCAUUGAUAUUAGUAAUGGAUUAACAACGACAACUAAAAAUGUAUCCAAAUAUCUGUGUAAAUUUAAGGGCCCUUCUAAUAUGAGACGUUGGCCAAAUGGCUUGGCUGAAAGCAUCCGACCUCCCCGGUUUAUUCCAUUGUUUUCAUGAAUGUUAUUUCACACAAACACAUAUAAAACUAUAUUUAAACCAUUUUUUAACAAAAAUACUUUUUCUAGGAAGAUGGAAUCUUAUUCUGCUAUCCUAUACAACCAGAACUAAAGUCAAUCACCUGCCCAGCCAUCAAUGAACAUUCUUGCUCCAAACAAUUACUGCAGGAUGAUUUAAGAAAAUUAUUAUUUAAGAAACCAGAUGGUCUUGCCAUUGGUGAGCCCUGUCGAGUCAAUUGUUUUACAAAUGGCAAAGAAGCGCUGGUUUAUUGCUUCCCUAAGUGGGGACCAGGUUGUGAUGAGGUCAGUUGUAGGACAUUCAUUUACCUAACCAUCUUUUUCUUGUAAAUGUUAUUACUCUUCAGCUAAAACGAUAAUACAUUUCAGCUAAAAUUGUUUUUAAAAAUAUUUUCAAAAAAUUUCAUUAAUUAAAACCUGGAAAAUAAGAAUUUCAUUUUUAAAUAGUUAUUGUAGUAGUUCACACUUCACACUAAUGUAUAAAAAAAUUUCAAUGAUAUAAACACAUAGAACUUGAAUAAUAACUUUUUAAAUUUCAGAUAACUCUAUUUAUUAACACCUGGUGUAAUUAUCAGAAGUUUAUUGAGAAUAUAAAAUUCAUUGCUAGGAUGGCACAUGCAUAAUUUAUUUCUAGCACGGCACAUGCAUUUGAAGUUGUAAUUUCAUUUUGGUUUACCCAUCUUCUUUUCUAAAUUUUGUGGCUUUGUUUUCUUUCUAAGUGGGUUUUUUUCUUUCUAAGUGGCUUCGUUUUCUUUCAAAAGGGCUUCAUUUUCUUUCAAAGUGGCUUUUUUUCUUUCUAAGUUGCUUUGUUUUCUUUCUAAGUGGCUUUUUUUCUUUCAAAGUGGCUUUGUUUUCUUUCUAAGUUGCUUUGUUUUCUUUCUACGUGUGUUUUUUUUCUUUCUAAGUGGAUUUCUUUUCUUUCUAAGUGGCUUUGUUUUCUUUCUACGUUGCUUUGUUUUCUUUCUAAGUUGCUUUGUUUUCUUUCUAAGUGGCUUUGUUUUCUUUCUAAGUUGCUUUGUUUUCUUUCUACGUGUGUUUUUUUUCUUUCUAACUGGAAUUCUUUUCUUUCUAAGUGGCUUGUUUUCUUUCUAAGUGCUUUUGUUUUCUUUCUAAGUGGCUUUGUUUUCUUUUUAAGAGGCUCAUGCGAACUGCUGUUCUAAAUAAUUCACAUAACACAAUAAGUGGUGUUGGGUUAGGGGGGUUUUUUUUUUUUUUGUGUUUUUUUUUUUUUUUUUUGGUGUUUUUUUUUUUUUUUUAAAGGGCCCAGGGAAAGGUUUUUUUAAAAAAAACAAAAAAAAAAAAAAGGGGGGUGGGGGGGGGGGGGGGGGGGGGGGAGUUUGCGAUGGGAUGACUUCUUAUCACUUUUAUACAGUACUGAAAAAAAAGCUUUGAGAAUGAAAUAAAGUAAAUUGAUCCCUGUUUUUCUCUUUUUGAGAAUGUAGAAAUUCCCACCUUUUAUAUUUGAAAGGCCAUCCAUGUUGCUCUAAAAAGUUGCCUUUUGGGAUCUGCUGAGUACCGUAGUGUACACAUCAUACCUCCUGGCCUUCAUGUCUUCCCGAAUUAUCCACUAAAAUACUUGGUGACAACUAUUUGUCAAGUCUUGGAUCAAUUAUUGUCUGAAGGAAUCCUAAAUAAACAGAGAAAAAUUGUGCUGAUUGUAGAUAAUAAAGAGUAUCGCAAAGUAAGUCAAUUAAUAUUCAGAUUAGUUUAAAAUGCUCCUGUUUCUUUUUCAUACCAUUGGUAGGAUAAAAGAUAGCAUACCAUUGGUUGGAUAAAAGAUGGCAUACCAUUGGUUGGUUAAAAGAUGACAUACCAUUAGUUGUUUAAAAGAUUGCAUUCCAUUGAUAGGUCAAAAGAUGUCCUACCAUUGGUAAGUUAAAAGAUGGCAUACCAUUAGUUGGUGAAAAGAUGGCAUACAAUUGGUAGUUUAAAAUAUGACAUACCAUUAUUUGGUUACAAGAUGGAAAACCAUUUGUAUGUUAAAAGAUAGCAUACCCUUGGUUGGUCUAAAGAAGGCAAACCAUUGGUAGGUUAACAGAUGCCCCAUUUUUAUAUAAAAUGUUUGUUACAUAGUUUUAGAUUUAUAUACUAAUCUCUUAAAUAUCUCAGAAAAUUAAUGCUUUAUUAUUUAGGAAUUAAUCACAAUGUAAAACAUUUUUUUUCCCCAAUUUGAAGGAAUUCAGGAAGGAGCUGGAACAUUAUUUUCCUGAAUCAUUUGAAACGCAAUGGGAAAAUAGAAUAAGUGAGUUGAAAUUAUUUGAAUUUUUCUUUAAAGUAACCACACAUACAUUAAUGAAGGUCUGCCUUUAAGUACGUGCUUCAUAAUGUUGAUUCAGUGACAGAUUGCCUGCACCUCAUGUCUUACAGAUUGCCUGCACCCCUUGUCUUUUAUUUUAAUGUUACAGAGACGAACAGAUUAUAUCUGAAAGCAUUUUAUAAAAUUAAGAAAAUAAUAAUAAUAUUCAUUAUUAUUUUAAAUUUUAAUUUCUUAGGAAACAAAAUUUGGGCUCCUGAAAACAAAGGUAAGCCCAUGCAUAACUUAUUGUAAUUUAAGAGAAAGAACAAAACAAUAUAUUCUUGUGAAAUUUUUAAUGGAUUUUAAAUGAGAUUCUUGUUAUUAAAUAAAAAUUUUUAUCAAAAUAAUGUUGUGUUUCAAUCUUUAUCUCACCAAUGGAAUUCUCAUUUAUAAGGGGGAAAAUUUUAUUUGAAAUUUGUUCACUGUAUUUUAUAAGUAAGGUUUCUGACAUAUGCAUUGAUCUAGUGAAAUAAUAUUGACAACAGUUCAAUUCAUAUCAUUUUUAAUUUAAAUCAAUCAUCGGGCCUAAAUUAUUUAUUUAACACUUCUCAGUACAUUUUCAAAGUAAUAAUUAAAAAGUUCUUAUUUUUAUCUUAAGAUUUAACAGAAAUCUCAAAUGCAAACAAGGAUAUUCUAGUGAGUGAAACAUCUUGCAAGGGAGUACCAAUUUUUAUUUGUGGGCACUCAAAGAUAAACACAGAAACUACAUUGGCUGCUCUUAAUGGAAAAAUGCACAGCUGCAUGACGGAAAACUCCUCAAAACAAGACUUAAAUAAAAAUGAAACACUGUUAUUUCAGGUAUUUAUCUGGAUUUAAGGAGGUUACAUUAAUCACAUUUAAGAUUUUUUUCACGCUUUAAAAACGACUGCUAACAAAAACCAUUCCAAAUAUACCACCAGUACAACAGUAGAAUUGUAUGACCAAAAAGACUUGGAGUAAAGAAUUUGUUUUCAUAAUAUACUCUGAUAUCGAAAUUUAUAAAAUGUAAAUUACAUAUAUAUAUAUAUAAAUAAAUAUAUAUAAUGGGGACUCUGGAUCAGCCUGUUAACUUCUUUUUUUUCAGAAAAUUAUUCAAAAUGCCAAAAAUCUUCCAGUAAAUUUUGUCCUUGAGAAGCAUUACAGCAAUCCGGAAACACUGCCUUCAAAAUAUUUGCAUGUCAGAGGAAAGGAAUCAUCUGAGCGAGGCAGUUUAGAAAUGAGAAGCUCUGUUCCUACCAGUCAUUCACCGGGAAAAUCUUCUGUUAUGGAGAGUGGAGCAUCUCCUUUUAAUACCAGAGGAUGGGGAAAAUCUCCUUCUAUAAUGGAGAGGAGAUCAUCUUCUUUUAAUACCAGAGAAGGGGGAAAGUCUCCAUUUAGCUCUAGAGAAAGGGGAGCAUCACCCUUUAGUUCUAGAGACAGGGGAAAAUCCCCUUCUGGUGCAAGAGAUAGGGUAAUGUCUCCUUGUUUAAAGGAAGGGGAGAUACUUCCUAGAGAAGGGGUAAAAUCUCCUACUUGUGCUAGAGAAAGGGGAACAUCUCUUCAUAUCCCUAGAGAAGGGGUAAAAUCUCCUACUGGUGUUAGAGAAAGGGGAAAAUCUCCUCAUAUCCCUAGAGAAAGAGGAACAUCACCUCAUAUCCCCAGAGAAAAGGGAACUUCUCAUAUCCCUAGAGAAAGGCGAACAUCUCAUAGUUUUAGAGAAAAGGGGACAUUUCGCUCAGACAGUACAGAAAGGGACAAAUCUUUUCAUUAUAGUCAGGACAUAGGAAAUUCCACUUACAGCACUUAUAGUGGUAGGGAAAUGAACAGCAGCAUCUUGGAGGGACGAGUGUUGACUCACCGUCCUACUGCAAGAGGGAAAUUGGGCCCAGCUAGCUUUGAAAUCAGAAAGAUUUUAACAGGAUCAACGCUAACAGUUCAUGGACUUAGUGACAAGCUGAUAAAGAUGUUCAUGAGAGCCAUUUCUGAUGCUUUCAAAGCAAAUCCUCAUAACUUGAGUAGAGAAAAUACUGGUUUUCAUCCAAAAGUUGUUGAUUUUGAACAGUCGGAUGAAGACAGUUCAGAGAGCUUAAUUAGUGAAGACUAUUGAAAUAAAAAGAUUCAAGUAAUAACACAAGAGAUAAGAUAAGAUUCUUUUAUUGAUCCAAACAAUUGGAAAUGUUUUUUGAUUGC